GUCCAUUCAAUUUGAACAAGCUACACUUUAAACUCUCUGCUGAUUUCGGUUAUCUAGAAUUCAAUUUUCAAAAAUGAAAUUGUCUAUUUUGUUGGUUUCAGCUAUGCUGAUUGCUGGCGUAUUUUCACAAUCACAAAAGGCCACAACUAAUAGACCUUCACUCCAUCAAAGGAAAGCAUCUUUCCUUCAACGUUCAAAGCCUCGCCAGAACCCCAACAGUCCACUACCCCAAGGUAAACGAGUUGAAUACGUUUACUGCGAUCCCCGCUCUCCGCCAAACUGCGUGAAAAAUUUGAACGAAACGUUUUGUUUGAAAGACGUCGACUAUCCUGAAAAAGACAUAAAGUACUACAUCGAAUACGACCCGUUGGUGUCGAAGAAACACGCCGAUGUUGCAGCCCAAUCGGCAGAUAAUUUGGUGGAUGGUGUCACGUCGUUGGAGGAAAAGCACUUUGAUUAUUCGCUGUACAACGGUAGUCCAUUUUCAAGAGGUAACUGGGUCGGUGGCGAUGGAUAUGUUUGCCCCAGCGAUGUCCUUUACGUCCGCCCUAAAAGAGCAUUGAACGUGGAAGGCGAAUGGCGAGUGAUUGUGCAAGACAAUUACACGCAAACUCAACGUUUCGAAACAUGUUUAUUUCCCGGAGCUUCUUGCAGAACUAUAGCCCCUUGCUAUCGCACAAAAUGCGUCCAAAAAUAUAUUUACCAACGCAUGUUAUCCUACGAUCCGUGCGAUGUCACCAAGGGUUUGUUUAUCGAUAUCUUCAAAUUCCCAUCAACGUGCUCGUGUCACAUACCUAAAAGAUUUUACUGAAAAGA
Daphnia carinata is the source of this 816-nucleotide messenger RNA. RefSeq names its product neurotrophin 1-like. Lineage: Eukaryota; Metazoa; Arthropoda; Branchiopoda; Diplostraca; Daphniidae. Gene Ontology annotation, cellular component: extracellular region. Bases 74 to 811 code for a protein of 245 amino acids. Gene Ontology annotation, biological process: central nervous system formation; regulation of Toll signaling pathway; innate immune response. The transcript has 3 exons. Gene Ontology annotation, molecular function: Toll binding; growth factor activity. The record is from RefSeq and is a predicted model, not a curated record.